CAAAGAGCUGACCAAUCGUCGGCCUGAUGGCGUGUUCUGUGACCUAAUCCAUCGCCUGUUUCAAACAUGGCAGAGAUGUGUAAAGCGGAUAAAAUAGCGGCAGCCAGAAAGAAGCUUAAAGAACAUCAGCGAAAAGGUAAAGAUAGUCACCCUACUGGAAUAAAAGUCUCAGGAAGGAAAACUGCACCAAAAUCACAGCUUGAAGUAGAUGGGCGUUCCUUGGAGCAAAAUUCAGUGUUUGAUUCAGGGCCUGUGAAUUCUGAAUGCAGCAAGAUUGGAAUUGGAGGAAGGGUUGGUAGUAAACUGCAAACUUCUACUGAUCCAUCAUUAAAAUUACAGAGAUGCUUAGAUGAACCAGCAGCACCUGAAAAAAAUUAUUCAUAUCAUAGUCCUCCAAAUCUCGAUGAAAUUAACGAAGCAAACAUGAAAGAUACGAGUACCUCUCAAAAUGUAGUAUUGAAUGAAGUAGAAGAAAACACAUUUGCAGGGUGUACAGGUAGCAACAUUCUUUCUGUUACUUCCGUACCAACAUAUGCACCAAUUGCUACUGUAUCUCCAGUAACAGUGACUGAUAGUGUUCUUUCUGGUUAUGUGCAUUCUUCAGACAUUGCUACAGCAAAGGCUUUCUUUGAAAAUUACUCUUCUGACAAACAAACUCAGCCAUCUAAUAGCAAUAUUGGCAUAACUUCAGAGAUAAAAGACUCAGAACAAGUCACAACAGUUCAUCAUCUAUUUCCAGCUUCCAAUAAUGAACAUUUAGGUGCUGCAGGUGAUGCACAAAGCAAUGUCUUUUUAAGUGUCAAUGAAUCAAAUCCUAGCCAAAGUGUAAUUAUUCAGAAUUCAGACACUGCUACAUCACAAGAAUCAAUACAAGUUAUUGACAGUGAAAUGGACCAGAGUAUCACUAAUAAUCAAACUGAUAAUGUGGUUACUCAUGAUCAGCAUGGAACUCAAAAUACUAGUGUUCUGUUAUCAACUCCGGAACACUCCAUCACUGCUAUGUCUAGCAGUGAAUGUCUUCGCCAGUUGUCAUUGCGGAUGAAUGGUCUUAUUGAUGAAUCUGCCCAUGAUGAUAUAACAUAUAUAGAAGGCAAUGUACUUGAAUGUAGAAAUCAAGAAUUGGCUGCAUUGUUGGCAAUUAGACAGCAGCAAUGUGAACAGAUGGAAUUGCAGUUGAAGGAAUAUCAAUCAGGAAUGUGCCAGCUACAGAUGGAGCUUAAUCAAGUGCGAACUGAGUCAGAGGCUAAGGUAUUACGAGAAAUUGGACCAGUGCAGGAACAGCUGCAACUACAUGUGCAGACAGUUGGAAUCCUUGUAGGAGAAAAAACUGAACUGCAAGCAGCACUCACAAAGAGCCAGAAUAUAGCAAAGCAGAAAGCUAGUGAAGCUGAAGAACUACAAGGUCGUCUGAAAGCAUCCAGACAUAGAGUUAUGGACUUAGAGAAAGAAGUUUCUUCAUUGCAAGAAACAAAUGAAAGGUUAGAGAAAGUUAUUCGUGAACUUUCAUCUGAGCUUGAUAAACAAAAACUUGAACACCAGAUAACCAGUAAGCGGCUUAUAGAGACAGAAGAAGAAAUAUCAGAAUUGCAUCAAAAGCUGAAUACAAAAGUGAAUGAUUGUAUGGCAUUACAGCAAGAACUACAAGAAAAAAUGUCUCAGCUCUCAUUAGCACAGCUACGAAUACAACAGCUAAGUACAGCAGACACCUCUGAAGUAGAUGGACAGUUGGAGAUAUUGCAUCAACAGAAGAUCUUGCUUGAGAAGCAGGUUGCUGAUCUAGAGCAGACGUUAAAGUCAGUUGGGUCAGAACGAGAUCAAGCAAACCAGCAGUAUCAGCAGUAUGUACAGCAGCUGAAUGGACAGUUGCAGAGCUCAGGAUCUAAGGUUGAAUCCUUAAGCUGUGAAAAUGAGCAGUUGAUAGCGAGGGAGCAGAGUUUGGUGCAGCAUGUAUCAGAACUGGAGAAGCAACUCCAGCAUCUUCAGCAGCAGAACCAAAAGAGGCGAGACUCUUCUCCUAAAUCAUUACAGCAGGACUCAAACCUAUUGCAGGAGCUUGAAGCAAAGCUUGAACUUACAGAGAGCAAGAACAAAGUUCUAGCAGAGAAGCUGGACUCUCAGAUACAGGAGAAUGAGAACAUACUGAGAGAACUUGAAGAGAGGAGUGCUAAAAUAAACAAGUUGGAAUCAAUGUUAGAAAGAUUUGAAGAUGAUCAGCUGGAUAAAAAUAAGCUAUUGGCAGCCAUGGAGAGUGACAAGGUGGCUGCAGCUCGUGCCGUUGGCCAAAAUCAACAACUGAAAGAGCAGCUUAAGGAACUGCAAGAUGUCUUUGUUAAAAUGAGUAAUGACAAACUAGAGCUGACUGAGAGAUUGGAAUAUGAACAACAUAUCUGUAAGGAACAAGAAGAGAGACUGGCCCAGCAGGAAGUGGAAUUGAAUGGCAUAAGAACCCAGCUCUUGCAUAAAGAACAGCUGCUUCAACAGAAACCAGAACUUUCAAAUCAGAUGUUACAGCAUAAUCAGAUUGCAGAUAAUAUGAGGCACUGUGAAGCAGAUGGAGUAUUGAAGGAACUCCUACAGGAAGAGCUAAAGCAGGCCAAGGAACAUGUUCAGGCUUUAAGUAUGCAGAACAGUGAACUCCGGACCCUGUUAGCACAGGAUGCAGCUCAUGACUCAGGCAGCAGCAGUGGAGACGACACAAUCACUCACAAGGAUGAAAUGUUGGCAACACUGUCACUUAGUGUCAGGCAGCUGGAGCAAGAGCGUGACCAGUUGUUGGAACAAUUGAAGCACCAAGAAUUGCAUGAAAAAACACAAACUUUAUUGCAACAAAACUCACAAGCUUCUGAGAGUUUUAAAACAAACCUAAUUUUAGAUUCGAACCAAAGAGACUCUAUGAAGGUAGCCAUGGAGAAACUGGAGGAAAGAUUCAUGAGAACAAUGAAGGAAGUUGCUGCCCUCUCUGAUGAGAAACAGAGAUUAGAGCAUCUUGUGUUACAGUUGCAAGGGGAAACAGAAACCAUUGGGGAAUACAUUGCUUUGUAUCAAGUGCAGAGGAGUAUCUUAAGGCAGAGAGCUCGAGAGAAAGAUGAGCAGCUAUCAAAGCUUUCUAAAGAUAGGGAAGAACUGCGAAACAAGCUGAGUGAACUGACUGAAUUAGUGCAACAGCUGGCGGCAGAGAAGGAAGCCAUUUGGAAGAUAACUCAUGACAGUCCUAUGGAGCAUUUAGUUGAACAAACAUCAGUUAAGCAUAAGCAACAAGGAGAAGAUAUACCCAAUGGUGAGACUGUGGAAGUUGAGGAUCCAGUAAAGUUGAAUGAGAUGAUGCAGCUAGCUUCACCAUCAGGGGUCCAUCUCCCACCAGCAUUGCGAGCAGACACAGCAGGGAAGAUCAUGGCCCUACUCUCUGAGAUUGGUAGCAGCAGUCUAGUGGAUCCUCAGUGUAGCGAAAACUUUCAUCCUUGUCCGUGGUGCUCUGGAAGACUUAUUACGGUAUAAAACAAGGAUCUCCCAACUGAGACAAGAUACUAUAUGGUCUGUAUAAGCCUGGGAUAUCCAGGGCACAACAGUCAGAAAGUUAAAGAACUCUAACCUGGAUUGUGUAAUUAUUAAAUUCAGAACCAUAAAUUUAUGUUUUUAGAAGGUGCUUUACAUUUGUAUAUUUCUUGUUUGCAAAAAAAUCUUAUUUCAGUUUUGUUGUAGUAACAUCUUGUUGUACACGUACAUUUAAUUAAACAUGCUGAAAUCUCAGAUGCUCUGUUCAGCAUUUAGUACGCUCUUGUAGUAGGUGCCUUUAAAAUUUUUAUGUAACUGAAUACCAGAAAGCUUGUGUAUAAUUAAAUCCUUUAAUUAAU
Molecule: messenger RNA, 3851 nt
Organism: Cryptotermes secundus
Lineage: Eukaryota; Metazoa; Arthropoda; Insecta; Blattodea; Kalotermitidae
Product: golgin subfamily A member 2
Exons: 15
Coding region: 67-3495 (1142 amino acids)
Biological process (GO): Golgi organization
Cellular component (GO): Golgi cis cisterna; cis-Golgi network; Golgi apparatus
Source: RefSeq, a predicted model, not a curated record